Danio aesculapii is the source of this 4993-nucleotide messenger RNA. It is a transcript of the gene adgb, whose product is annotated as androglobin. Gene Ontology annotation, molecular function: protein binding; calcium-dependent cysteine-type endopeptidase activity. Bases 102 to 4514 code for a protein of 1470 amino acids. Gene Ontology annotation, biological process: proteolysis. The transcript is spliced from 35 exons. NCBI's taxonomy places the organism in Eukaryota, Metazoa, Chordata, Actinopteri, Cypriniformes, Danionidae. The record is from RefSeq and is a predicted model, not a curated record.
AUCGCUUCCUAUUCAUCAUUAUCUUCUGUGCUUUAAUCAGCCAAGUGUUUCUUCAGAUCAUGAACUCUUAGAAUAAGAAAUAAGGCCUACAUACACUUGCAAUGUCGAAGGCACCCAAGAAAAAGGCGUCCGCCUCCAGCCUCGUCGCUUCUUCGCCUGGACACUCUCCCAAAAAAGAAGCAUCGUCGUUGGUUGGUGCAUCAGAAAGCCCUGUAGAGUCAAAAAAGAGUCUCAUUUCUCUCUGGCCGGAGUGGAAUGACACAGAUGUCAAUGCAGAAAAAUGGGAUGCACCUAAAGCCCCCAAGGAUAGCAAGCUCUUUGAUGACCCAGAAGGGAAGGUUGAACUUCCUUCUUCCUUGAGGAUACACACUUGGAAACGACCUUCAGACUUCAUACUUAAAAAGAUUCCAGUUGUGGUGGAGAAUGCAGAUACUUUUGACCUCACUUCAGCAAAUGAGCAUUUAUUCUCAAGUGAGCUCAUGCGAUGGAUCAUUAGUGAGUGCUACAUUCUGUGGAAAGUCUGCAACACCAGAGAGGACAAGGCCGUCUCCACAGAAACAGUUUGGAGACCCUGGGAACACAUCUACUCGAUGUGCAAAGCAGGAAAGGAUCACAUGCCGCUAUAUAACACCUAUGGGAAGUAUGUCAUUAAACUGUACUGGCUGGGAAGUUGGAGGAAGAUUACUGUUGAUGACAUGUUACCCUUUGACAAGGAUGAUAAUCUGCUGCUUCCUGCCACUACUAACCAAUACGAGCUGUGGCCCAUGCUGUUGGCAAAGGGCAUACUGAAGGUGGCCAGUACAGACACUCCAGUCUCAGGCUCCGGGAGAGAGUUUGGAGAGUUUACGGUCAUCCACUGUCUCACUGGCUGGAUACCGGAGAUCAUUCCAUUAAAAUCCUGGUGUACUGGGAAGAUUUGGGAAUUUCUAAGGGUCAAUGUUGCUCAGUUCCAGUUGGAGGAAGAGAGCUCAGAAGAGAACACCACAACUACUGAUUCUAAUGUGAACAAUGUCCAGAGCGAAUCUCCAAAAUUACCUAAGAGCAGAGCCACUGGUUCUGUUCCUCAGAUAGUAGUGUGUGCCAGUUACCAGCCCCUGCACCUGAUGGAGAAAAGAACCUCAAUGCUCACAAGGAUGGCUGAUUCGUCUGAGAGUCUGAGACAGUAUGGGCUCUCUCAGCUCUUCAGUCACCCAGUGCUUCUCACCUGCACUCGAGACUGUCCUCUAGUGGCCCCUCCUAAAACACCUCCACUGCCUCAAUGGAAACUCAUCCGGCCUCGCAAGCAGACUAACAUUACCGAUGAGCCCAAGGAACCCCCCGUUCAGAAACCAGAGCAGUUCAUUGAGGUUUCCAGCCCAUUCAUCAACUUCAAACUCAUGACCAUGAGUGCACAUGAAAUGGAGCAUGGAGGUUUAAAGAAGCGCAUGUAUAACUCUAAUCUGACUUCAUUUUCUGAAAUGGAUGAUACCGAAGAUGACCACUUUCAAAAUGACAUCAUCCAGAACAGCGUAAAUACACUGGAAACGAAUGAAAACACCCAGGUACCAGCAGAGGACAAGAAAAAGGACAACAGCAUCGCCAAUGAUACAGAAGGAGUAGAGUCAACUGCAGCCCCUGACAAAGAGACAGACAGAAAAGACAACGCGAGAGUACAAACUGGUAAGGAGUCCAGUUUGUUUCAGUCCCAGGAUGCAUUAGCUUCAAACAAACCCCUGCUGCUGAAGACCUGGGUGGACCUGCACAACUUCACUAAAUGUUUCCAGACACUGCUGAUUUUCCACAAGCCAAACAUGUAUCCCCAUCAAUUCAAAACAUCACACUUUAAGAACUCCAUCUCCUCUCGACUGUCUGCUGCUGCAUUGUCCAACACUGUGGCCUCCACCCACUCUGUGGCUGCUCUUCCUAAACAAUCUGAUUUGACUGGAAAUAUUCACACACAGUCUGCAGACGGAAAAGGUUCUUACUUCCUGUUUUCAGAUAACCUGUUAUCCACAGAAAUUGUCAUCGGUUUCACAGCCUUGGUGCACUGGGGAGAAAGUGUGGAAGAGAGAAAGGAGUCUUCAACCAGACCUGGUUGUCUAACAGCAAAGCCUUUUUCAUGGAAAAGCAUCAUCUCUAAACUUCCUGUGGUGCAGAUCCAAACCACUGCUUGUAAAGCUGUGCUACUCUCCCUUCCUCCUGGGCGCCAUGUCCUUCAAGUGCAUACAAAUGCUUCAUUGGCCGUCCACCUACAUCUCUGCAGCAAGUCUCCUUUUGUGUUUGGUGAUGAAGAAACUGUCAUGCCAUACCUUGACAAGGAGAGUCUGAGAUUCUGUGAACAGGCUGUGACGAUCGUGAGAGCUCUGGGUUGUGUGAUUAGCUGCUUUUCUGAUCCAGAGGAACUACCAUUGACCACCAAAGAACUUGAGAAAGCACAUGGCAUGGGCAUAAAGCAGCAAAGGGUGUUCAGUGAGGCAGUCUAUCAUAUGUUUUUCUCUGUUCUGGGACGGAAACUGACAUCUGAGGAGCUGUUUGCAGUUCAAACUCUGACUGGAGACCCAUCGCCACAUGGUAGCAAUGAAAAGCCCUUGGAAGCACGAUCAGCAGAUGAGACUCCAGAGGGCUGGACUGGCAGGCAGGCCACAGACAAGGAAAUGCAGGCAGCAAUAGUCUUGCAGGCCGGAUGGAAGGGAUACCUAGUUAGAGAGAUCCUCACUGCAGCAAGACCAGGCACCAAGGAAAAUAUGAGCGUCGCUAAGACUCUGCAAGAGAUUUGGGCUCCUGUGGAAUCAGAUGUAGAGAAGCAUGCCGUAUCUUUACUAAGACACAUGGUCACUAAUGGUGAAGGAAUAGCAGAGCUGUACCCCUGUAGAGAGGAUGAGUGCACAAGAAUAACAUUCACUGACUACUCAGUGCCUGUACCAGAGACGGCAAACUCCUGGAUUCUGAUCUUCAGGGAGGUGUUUCGAGUUCCUAAGAACAUGCUACUUGUUCCUAAAAUGUUCUCCCCUAUUCCUGUAUGUAUUUUGCAUGUCAUCAAUAAUGACACAUUAGAGAAGAUACCAAGAGUCUUUAACAAUGUGGAGCCAUACAUGUAUACACCCAACAAGGGUGGUUAUACAUUUGUUGCCGAGGCACAUACAGGAGACGUGCCUGUGAUUGGAGGAAAAUGGCGAAUGCGGCUGAUUGGCUCUCGAGAACCCUUACCAUUGCUUGCCAGAGAAGCACCAUGCAAUGACUUUUCUGUAAAAGAGUUGAAGGGUUACUACAUCCCUAAUCAAAAGAACAUCAUCUGCAGACAUGUGGUUAAAGUCUCUAGUGAGCACAGUGCUACUGUGCAGUGUCAGACCUCCAAAUCAGAUGUCUACAUUAAACUGAGCAUCCUGGACCAUGAGAAAGAGGUCGCUAGCUGUCAGGGCAAAGGGCAUGUCAUCAUCCCUGUCUACUGCUUUUUAGCCAGCAAUGGCAGUUCUGUGGCCCAGGCGGAGGCAAGGCAGGAUCAGGGCAGCCUUACAGCAGAAGAGAGAGUGACAGGAACGGGUGGAGGAAAGGAAGGCAAUGACCAACACCCUACAGACACACUGUUUCAUAAGUAUUACAUACAGGCGGAGGUGUUACAGGAGAGUUGGCCAUUAGAUGAAGCUCUCUCGUCCUUCAUACAGAAGCUUAGAGAUGAGGAGCGCAAUGAAAUGAGAGUGUUUGGAGAUAUUCUGGAUGGCACAUCUAUGCCUGUGGGUACAGACCAACAAAACAGAGAGGGCCAGAAAUCUGCUCCCAAAUCAACCCACAAGGCCAAGGAAAAAGAAAAGGACAAGGACAAAUUAGCAUUAAAGUCGAGCUCCAUCAUGGACCUGAGUUUAGAUGUAAGUAAGCCUCACUGGACGCUGCGUGUGGUGAGUGACCAGAGUGAAGCAGGAAAUAUAGAAGUAAAGAAAGACACUGAGAGACUGGAGGAGAUCAGAGCCAUGAAACUGGCCUGGGAAUCAGCUGAGCCUGGAAGAGCUAUGAAGGCUCAUCAGUCCAGACUGCGUUAUCUGAAAGUGCUGGAGGAACGUGCAGAGAGUAAAGAACCUGCUGGCACAGAGACACAGCCUCAGUCCAAACAAAGUGGAGAAUUCACAAUGAAAGCUGACAAAAAAGAUAUUGAUUGUACACCAUUUAUCAGGAAGUCUUUGCCACAGCCUCGUCUGAAGAAUGAGGAGGUCGAGGAGGAGCAAAGAAGAGAACGUUCUGAGAAGUUCCAAAGUUUCCGUCUGAUCUGGGACAAUAUUCUGGAACAGCGGAAACAGGAAAAAACUGCACGUAAAGAAAUGAUGAAACGACAGAUGGAGACCUGCAUUGGCUUUCAGGACACUAUGGAUGCAUAUCGACAAAAGAUGCUAGAGGCUCGUGAGGCAUUCCGGUCCUGCAUUCUGAAGGAGCAGCCACGUAAGAAAAUGGAGGAGAAACCUAUGGAAACAGUUGAAAAGGUUGAGACUGAAAGCAACACUGCUGUCCAGCAAAGUGGACGUAAGAGCGAGGGCAAAAGGAAGUGAUCAUUCCCUCAUUUUAUUGAUAUUCUUCUUUUUUUGAUUUAGAAUAUUAUCUUAAAAUAGAAGGAUUCCUUUGUAAUAAGUGAAUCCAGUUUGUAAGAUUAGCAUGCAGGGUCGCCUCUCGCUGUCAGGUUAUCUUGCUCUGUGAUUCUUUAUUUAAAUGGGUACUGUCAGGAUUGAUCCGAGUAGCUCUGAAUGAUAGCCUGUCUCGUCGCCACUGAUUUUGCUUCCCAGAAGACUUAAAAAGUAUUUCGGGAAUCGUGUAGUUCCUACGUACUUGCUUAUUGCUAGAUGCCAGUUUACUACAGCUUUUAAAGAUCCAAUUAGAUAUUUUUUUUCAUUCAUGGUUUCAGAUUUUUUGCAUGUUGUACAGUAGUUCAAGCUACAGCACUGAUGCUAAAUAAAAUGAGACAAUCACAAGGAAAUGCCAAUGUCAUUUGAUUAAACAAUAACAUAAAAUAAAUAAACAAACACUUGAUGAA